CUGCGACUGGCUUUGAACUUGUGAUCCUCCUGUCUCAGCCUCCCAAGCCACUGGGAUUACAGGUUUUGUGCAGUACAAUCCUGUGUAUGAAAUGCAGUUAACACAUCAACUGGACCUAUUUCCUGAAUGCAGGGUGACCCUUCUAUUAUUUAAAGAUGUAAAAAAUGCUGGAGACUUGAGAAAAAAGGCCAUGGAAGGCACCAUUGAUGGUGCACUGAUAAAUCCUGCAAUGAUUGUUGAUCCUUUUCAGAUACUUGUGGCAGCAAACAAAGCAGUUCACCUCUACAAACUGGGAAAAAUGAAGACAAGAACUCUACCUACUGAAAUUAUUUUCAACCUGUCCCCAAACAACAAUAUUUCAGAGGCUUUGAAAAAAUUUGGUAUCUCAGCAGAUGAUUCUUCAAUUUUAAUUGUUUAUGUUGAAGAGGGAGAAAAACAAGUAAAUCAAAAACACCUAAUAUCGCAAGUAGAUGGUCACCAGAUUUCUCUGAAAAAUCUUCCUGAAAUAACAAAUAUUUCUGAAGUCAAAAAGAUAUAUAAAGUUUCUUCACAAGAAGAAAAGAUUGGUACAUUAUUGGAUGGUAUCAUUAGUAGAAUGUCAACAAAAGAUGUUUUAUAAAAUGUUAGAAAUAUUAACAGAAAAUUUCAGCUUUAAAGAAAACAUUGAUUUUUCAUUCCUGUUUAUAAAAUUAAUAUAAGUUCAUUAUAGAAGAAAAUUGUUUUCAUGAGACAGGAUUGAACCCAGGGCCUUGUGCCAGGUAGGCAAGUGCUCCACCUGAGCUGUACUUCCAACCCUAUAAAAUAAAUAAAUAAAUAAAUCACAGAAUGAGAUUUAAAAAGAAUACUCCUAAUUGUACCAUUUUUACUAAUACUAUUUUUGUUGUUGUCGUCUAGUCUUCUAUUUGUA
Sciurus carolinensis (gray squirrel) is the source of this 907-nucleotide messenger RNA. It is a transcript of the gene Tprkb, whose product is annotated as TP53RK binding protein. Gene Ontology annotation, cellular component: nucleus; EKC/KEOPS complex; cytosol. The record is from RefSeq and is a predicted model, not a curated record. Gene Ontology annotation, biological process: tRNA threonylcarbamoyladenosine modification; telomere maintenance via recombination. Lineage: Eukaryota; Metazoa; Chordata; Mammalia; Rodentia; Sciuridae. The transcript is spliced from 5 exons. The coding region runs from base 92 to 619 and encodes 175 amino acids.